UAAGUCAUUGCUGAAGGUUUUAUUUGUCUCAAUAAAAUAUUACAAGCUCAAAAUUCCACACAAAGCAAAGCAUGCUCUACUUGAAAAAAUUAACAGAACAAAAGAGUGACUGCAAUUAAUAUUCUAUGGCCAUCCUAAAGGACCAUCAUAAGGGGUUUAUGAGGAGCAAAAACAGCAGGAGCUGCCAGACUGCAUAGCCAAUCUCCUAUGUGAAGUAAUGAGGUUUCUUUACAUUGAUGCCAUACUCGGACAGGGCAGGGGAGAGGUCCUCCAUGGUCAAUGUGUACUUCUUGUCCUGCUUUGGGAGAGAAGAGGUGGGAGGACAAAGUGAGAAACCAAUCAAAAAUAAAUGUAUACAUAUGCAUGAAUAAUUCUGUGCAACUCAUAUAAACAGUUAAUGUGUUAAUUCACUGAGAUGUAUAGCCUAUGUUAUGUUUCAGUACCAUCAGAAAUGCACCAACCUUUGUCUUGUUCCUGGAGCUCCCCGAGGCAGUGCCCUUCAUUUUACAAUGCUGCAGGGCAUCGUUAGCAAUGUCUGAGAUGAACUUCUGAGCUGCUAGGGAGACCAAACGGAUUCUGAAAACGAUGGGCAUAUAUAAUGUUUACGUUUGGCUCGUUAGCAAUGUCUGAGAUGAACUUCUGAGCUGCUAGGGAGACCAAAAGGAUUCUGAAAACGAUGGGCAUAUAUAAUGUUUAUGUUUGGCGCUCAAGUGAGUUGAUAUUGAAUUGGUAUAAAGCUGAAAGAGAUGGAGAGGACUCUUUGCAGGUAAAGAGGUAAACAAUAUGAUGCAUGCUUACAUUCGCGGAUCAGACGCCUCAAAGCCAGCCCGGUUGAGAUAGUAGCCUGUCACUGCAUCAGGGAUCUGGCAAACAAAUGGUAGAGGUUGGACUGAAGUCAUUGUGAUGUGUUUUGGUAAGGUAUUCUGUACCCUAGCAUCCCCACAGUUGAUACCGGAGUCCAUUUACAUGCUAAAUUAAUCAGAGGCUUCUUAUAACUACAUAACCCAAAUAUGCAAUAUGUACAGUGCAUUCGGAAAGUAUUCAGACCCCUUGACUUUUUCCACAUUCUGUUUAGUUACAGCCUUAUUCUAAAAUGGAUAAAAUUGUUUUUUCCCCUAAUCAGUCUACACACAAUACCCCAUAAUGACAAAGCAAAAACCGUUUUUUUGAAAUCUUAGCAAAUGUAUUAAAAAUAAAAAACUGAAAUAUCACAUUUACAUACACUACCAGUCAAAGGUUUGGACACACCUACUCAUUCAAGGGUUUUUCUUUAUUUUUUACUCAUUCUCAAAACCUAUAAAAUAUCAAAUAUAAAAUAUUUUGAUUUGUUUAACACUUGUUUUGGUUACUACAUGAUUCAAUGUGUUAUUUCAUAGUUUUGAUGUCUUCAUUAUUAUUCUACAAUGUAGAAAAUAGUCAAAAUAAAGAAAAACCCUAGAAUGAGUAGCUGUGUCCAAACUUUUGACUGGUACUGUAAGUAUUCAGACCCUUUACUCAGUACUUUGUUGAAGCACCUUUGGCAGCGAUUACAGCCUCAAGUCUUCUUGGAUAUGACGCUACAAGCUUGGCACACCUGUAUUUGGGGGGUUUCUCCCAUUCUUCUCUGCAGAUCCUCUCAAGCUCUGUCAGGUUGGAUGGGGAGCGUCGCUGCACAGCUAUUGUAAGGUCUCUCCAGAGAUGUUAGAUCGGGUUCAAGUCCGGGCUCUGGCCGGGCCACUCAAGGACAUUCAGAGACUUGUCCCGAAGCCACUCCUGCGUUGUCUUGGCUGUGUGCUUAGGGUCGUUGUCCUGUUGGAAGGUGAACCUUCGCCCCAGUCUGAGGUCCUGAGCGCUCUGGAGCAGGUUUUCAUCAAGGAUCUCUCUGUACUUUGCUUUGUUCAUAUUUUCCUCGAUCCUGACUAGUCUCCCAGUCCCUGCCGCUGAAAAACAAACCCACAACAUGAUGCUGCCACCACCAAGCUUCACCGUAGGGAUGGUGCCAGGUUUCCUCCAGAUGUGAUGCUUGGCAUUCAGCCCAAAUAGUUUAAUCUUGGUUUCAUCAGACCAGAGAAUCUUGUUUCUCAUAGUCAGAGUCCUUUAGGUGCCUUUUGGCAAACUCAAAGCGGCUGUCAUGUGCCUUUUACUGAGGAGUGGCUUCCGUCUGGCCACUCUACCAUAAAGGCCUGAUUGGUGGAGGGCUGCAGAGAUGGUUGUCCUUCUGGAAGGUUGUCCCAUAUCCACAAAGGAACUCUAGAGCUCUGUCAGAGUGACCAUCUGGUUCUUGGUCACCUCCCUGACCAAGGCCCUUCUCCCCCUAUUGCUCAGUUUGGCCGGGCGUCCAGCUCUAGGAAGAGUCUUGCUGGUUCCAAACUUCUUCCAUUUAAGAAUGAUGGAGGCCACUGUAUUCUUGGGGACUGUCAAUGCUGCAGAAAUGUUUUCCCCAGACCUUCCCCAGAUCUGUGCCUCGACACAAUCCUGUCUCGGAGCUCUACGGAAAAUUCCUUCUACCUCAUGGCUUGGUUUUUGCUCUGACAUGCACUGUCAACUGUGGGACCUUAUAUAGACAGGUGUGUGCCUUUCCAAAUCAUGUCCAAUCAUUUGAAUUCAGCACAGGUGGACUCCAAUCAAGUUGUAGAAACAUCUCAAGGAUGAUCAAUGGAAACAGGAUGCACAUGAGCUCAAUUUCGAGUCUCAUAGCAAAGGGUCUGAAUACUUAUGUAAAUAAGGAAAACCCUGUUUUCGCUUUGUCAUUAUGGGGUAUUGUGUGUAGAUUGAGGCCUUUAAAAAAAUGUAAUCCAUUUUAGAAUAAGGCUUUAACGCAACAAAAUGUGUUAACGAUAAUAAUGUGGUCCUCUGUAGCUCAGCUGGUAGAGCACGGCGCUUGUAACGCCAAGGUAGUGGGUUCGAUCCCCGGGACCACCCAUACACAAAAAAUAAUAAUGUAUGCACGCAUGACUGUAAGUCGCUUUGGAUAAAAGCGUCUGCUAAAUGGCAUAUUAUUAUUAUUAUUAUUAUUAUUAUUAACGGUCAAGGGGUCUGAAUACGUUCCGAAUGCACUGUAUAUAAGUCAAUCGACAUCAGCCUAGGUAUGUGAAAAAAGUUAUCUACAUGUCUUCUCGUGAACUAACGUUACGACUUUAAAAAGGGGUUUGACUCACUGUAGGAGUGUAGUCCUCCAACUGCAUGAGAAAGUCAGCCAGUGGUGUGGUGGAGAUUACAGGCUUCACGUCGCCGUUGGCAAUGCCACUGGGCACAUAGACCCCGUUGGACACGGAUGUGUCAGAUGAUGGUGUGGCCAUGGCAGCCGAGGUUGGGGCUGAAACAAAAAAUAAAUAAUUACAUGGUUUAAUAUUUUCCUAAAUGUAGCUGAGAUGUUGAUAGCCAAGGUCCAGCUCUGGGCUAAGCUGUUGACUGUUUCACAAAGCAGCCAGCAAUGAACGUGCUAGAUCUAAGAUGGUUUUCAAGUUCUGUAUAGUGCUAUAUGGUGUGUGGGCUACUGUACUUGAAUAAUUUCAAAGGUUCUGAGUCACUUUUGACCUAGUUAGCUUAACUAGUAGAUAGCAGACCAUUCAUCUGUUGUGUAACCGUCUCUAAAGCUGUUUAUAACCUCAAAAUGUGUGUAAAUACUUACCAUUACUUAUGGCAACCGAGGGGAUGCUGCUGACAUUAGUUGCUGCAUUGUUGUUAGUGAUGCAAUUACUGGAUGUCGAGGAAAUGGAAGAAGAGCCCCCUGGUAUGACUGGCUGUGGAGUAUCAACGUUCAUAAUUGUUGCUGGCUGCACCGCAGGUCGCUUGGUAAAAUAGCCAAAGUCAAAAUAUUAAGUUAGCUAGCUAGCUAUAGUGAAGGGGUUAAAUUAACUGCCAAAAAUACCCUUUUACGACAGUGUAUGGGUAAAUAGCGAAAAAUAAAGAUCAUUCGUCCACUAUGAUCGUGUUAGCUUGCAAAAAUGUAUUUUCACGCCUUCCGUGUGCAUCGAUUUCAAUGUCCGGCUUUCAAACAUGUCUUGUCCUACUAAUGGUUCCCCCCAGAAGAAUGUGCGCAGAUGCAUCCAGGGUGGCUUAAUCUUGGACUCACUGAAGAAGACCACCAGUGUUCAAGGUAGGUAGCCUACUGUAGCCUAUAUUGUAUGCAAACGUUUGUAUAAAAAAAAACAAUAGAUUAAGAUCUAUCUGAAUUUAGCGUUUUUUGUACACGGUCAAAGAUAAACUCUCUCUGGCGUGAAUUAUGGUCGUUAUGUUUUUGUUGUAGAAAUAUUGCAACCCCGUUUAACCUUUUGCCUACUAGUGCAGUUUUUUAUAUGAUCAUGUGACAGUCACUUUAUCUUGUCAGGAAAGGGAAACAAAUACAUGCUUUGUUUAAAAGAUCGUCAGUAGUUAACACAACCACAGUCAUAAUUAUGGAUAAAACCCGCCCAUUUCUACAAUUUAUUUUCUUACAAUCUUACACAUACAUGUUAUUCAAUAAUUUCAUCCAGACUGCUCGCGCGCGUCAACAAGCAUCUGCGAAAUAGGUAUUUGACAAUUGACGCGCUGGAAGUCCAGCCUCUUCCAUCUCCUCAUUGAUUUUUAGGAGCAUAUACCCACGUGGGUGAUUGGAAGCUGGGGGUCCACACUCCAGUCAAGUUGUUGGUGGUAAUGCACCUUACAGUAGAGAACACACGAUUUUGUGUGACUCAAAAUGGGUCACAAUUCUACAAAGACCCAGGAAAAAAGGACCUUGCGCAUUUCAGGUAAAAUAACAACCAAAUGUUUAUAUCCCAUGACAAAUUAGCUAGCAUAGCAAGCUAGAUAGGUUAAUGUACAUGAAUGUUUGGACCUGUCUCCAAAUUAAUAUAGUUGGUUCAGAGUUCGUUAUGAUAUUUCAACCUGCAUGUCCUGAUUGCGUCUGCUGUGGAUGGACAAAAUCAACAUAUGCACGCGCGUGCCCAGUGUAGUCGUCAUGUUAAAAUCAGAUUUGAAACCUUACCUUAACUUAACCACACUGCUAACCUUAAGACCAAAAAGCUCAUUUUUGUUUGCAUUAAUUUUUACGAUAUGGCCAAUUUUGACAUUGUAGCUGUGUUAACUAGUCUCAACCUUGUUUGAACGAAUACAGUACAUUAUUCGAUGUAAAAUGAAAUAAAGUUCAACUAGUUCAACUAGGUUCAACUAGGAAAACAAUAAAUGGGUCAUUCUUCAAAUGUAACUUGGUAACAAUGUUAGAAUAAUAUUUGUUUUAUAAUAAUUUGUGGUCCUCUGUAGCUCAGCUGGUAGAGCACGGCGCUUGUAACGCCAAGGUAGUGGGUUCGAUCCCCGGGACCACCCAUACACAAAAAUGUAUGCACGCAUGACUGUAAGUCGCUUUGGAUAAAAGCAUCUGCUAAAUGGCGUAUUAUUAUUAUUAUUAUUAAUUGUUUCACCAUGAUAAUUACCUAUUACACAAAGCUCAGUCAAACUUAAGAGGAUGUUCAGUCAACGAAAACAAUAGCAUUAGACAUCAUAUACAUCAAUAAAUGAAACAUGGCUGGUUUGAACUGAUGUCUUUGUCAUUUUGAAGCAGGGCCCAGAAAGUCAGGAUGGCAUCACCUGUGGAUGUCAUUGUGGUGGGGGCUGGGAACCGUGGGGAGACAUACUCACACUUUGCCUCCCUUCAGCCUCAACGCAUGCAAGUAAGGCUCCCCAACAUCUCUCUACAUCUGGUCUUGUCAAUAUUGACUGAAAUAACUUAAUGAGUAGACCUGAUCUUAGAAAGAUAUAGGCUUUCAUCCCUGCUAUGCUAAAUCAUUCAUCACUUCUUUCCAUCAUAAUUUAAGUGUGUUACCGAUUAGUAGCCAUUCGGUCUUGACUAAGGUUUUACAUAAAAGUAAUGAUGAUGAUAAGAAUGUCAACAAUGAUAACUCAAAUUUAUUGUAGGUCGUUGGAGUGGCUGACCCCAGGAAAUUUGCACGGGAGAAACUUCAGAAGCAACACAGAGUAGCAAAUGACAACGUAUUUGCUGGUACGAGUGAAAAUUAUGUAACUGUCGGUCCACAACCAUUUUCUCCCUCUCCCUUUUGAUAAACGCUGGAUUGAUUAUUUGGUAGCACUUCAUUUGAACUAUACAUCAUAACAGCGUGAUAUUAUCAUAUGCAUGUCAUAACAAAUAAGCUCUUGUGGCAUCUUAUGUCACUGAAUGUCAAGUACAAACCAGGGUCCUCUGUAGCUCAGCUGGUAGAGCACGGCGCUUGUAACGCCAAGGUAGUGGGUUCGAUCCCCGGGACCACACGUACACAAAAAAAUGUAUGCACGCAUGACUGUAAGUCGCUUUGGAUAAAAGCGUCUGCUAAAUGGCAUAUUAUUAUUAUUAUAUUAUAAUUUUGCGUGCAUUGUAAUCAGUUAUGAAAAGUGUUAUGACAUAUGUUACCUAUAUUCCUCUUUCCCAGAUUGGCGUGGUAUAGUACAAAGGGAGAAGUUUGCGGAUGCUGUGUUCAUUUGUACCCCAGACCGCCAUCAUAAGGUAAUAGUAGUAGAGGAUACUUGUUACUCAAUUAAUCAAAUUUGGUAUGUCACAGAAUCUGAGCAACCAUUUCAACAUAACUAUUUUAGGAUGCUCAGUGUCUGAUGAGGUUACUCAAAAAAAGUAUUUUGCCCGUUGAUGCUACAGUAGGCUAAGAUUGAGAAUCCAUGAUGGCUGUUCUGAGUGAGUAUGUGUUCUUGUCUUCUUGUCAAGGACCCCACUGUGGCACUGGCAAAGAAAGGCUACCAUAUUCUUCUGGAGAAGCCCAUGGCUGUGAGUGUUCUCCGUCCCCUGUAAAAACGAUGUACAGUACAAGUCAAAAGUUUGGACACACCUACACAUUCAAGGGUUUUUCUUUAUUUGUACUAUUUUCCACAUUGUAGAAUAAUAGUGAAGACAUCAAAACUAUGAAAUAACACAUAAGGAAUCAUGUAGUAACCAAAAAAGUGUUAAACAAAUCAAAAUAUAUUUUAUAUUUGAGAUUCUUCAAAGUAGCCACCCUUUGCCUUGAUGACAACUUUGCACACUCUUGGCAUUCUCUCAACCAGCUUCAUGAGGUAGUCACCUGGAAUGCAUUUCAAUUACCAGGUGUGCCUUGUUAAAAGUUAAUUUGUGGAAUUUCUUUCCUUAAUGCGUUUGAGCCAAUCAGUUGUGCAUGUCUUAAAGUAAUGAUGGACUGUCGUUUCUCUUUGCUUAUUUGAGCUGUUCUUGCCAUAAUAUGGACUUGGUCUUUUACCAAAUAGGGCUAUCUUCUGUAUACCACCCCUACCUUGUCAAUCCAGAACAUUUCAAGAACUUUGAAAGUUUCUUCAAGUGCAGUCGCAAAAACCAUCAAAUGCUAUGAUGAAACUGGCUCUCAUGAGGACCACCACAGGAAAGGAAGACCCAGAGUUACCUCUGCUGCAGAGGAUAAGUUCAUUAGAGUUAACUGCACCUCAGAUUGCAGCCUAAAUAAAUGCUUCACAGAGUUCAAGUAACAGACACAUCUCAACAUCAACUGUUCAGAGGAGACUGUGUGAAUCAGCCCUUCAUGGUCGAAUUGUUGUAAAGAAACCACUACUAAAGGACACCAAUAAGAAGAAGAAACUUGCUUGGGCCAAGAAACAUGAGCAAUGAACAUUAAACCGGUGGAAAUCUGUCCUUUGGUCUGGAGUCCAAAUGUGAGAUCUUUGGUUCCAACUGCCGUGUCUUUGUGAGACGCAGAGUAGGUGAACGGAUGAUCUCCGCAUGUGUGGUUCCCACUGUGAAGCAUGGAGGAGGAGGUGUGAUGGUGUGGGGGUGCUUUGCCGGUGACACUGUCUGUGAUUUAUUUAGAAUUCAAGGCACACUUAACCAGCAUGGCUACCACAGCAUUCUGCAGCGAUACGCCAUCCCAUCUGGUUUGCGCUUAGUGGGACUAUCAUUUGUUUUUCAACAGGACAAUGACCCAAAACAUACCUAGAGGCUGUGUAAGGGCUAUUUGACCAAGGAGAGUGAUGGAGUGCUGCAUCAGAUGACCUGGCCUCCACAAUCACCCUACUUCAACCCAUUUGAGAUGGUUUGGGAUGAGUUGGACCUCUAAGUGAAGGAAAAGCAGCCAACAAGUGUUCAGCAUAUGUGGGAAGUCCUUCAAGACUGUUGGAAAAGCAUUCCUCAUGAAGCUGGUUGAGGGAAUGCCAAGAGUGUGCAAAGCUGUCAUCAAGGCAAAGGGUGGCUACUUUGAAGAAUCUCAAAUAUAAAAUAUAUUUUGAUUUGUUGAACACCAAUUUGCUUACUACAUGAUUCCAUAUGUGUUAUUUCAUAGUUUUGAUGUCUUCACUAUUAUUCUACAAUGUCGAAAAUAGUAAAAAUAAAGAAAAACCCUUGAAUGAGUAGGUGUGUCCAAACUUUUGACUGGUACUGUAUGUUGUUGUGAUGUCUGAUCAAGACCUGAUCAUUUCAGCUAUCCUAUACCAGCGCAGUGCAAGUAGUUUAUACAAUCAAUCAUAUCUAGAGAUAUAGAAAGAGUGUGUGUCUGUGUCUGUCUGUGUUUGUGUGCAUGCAGGCGUGUGUAUGCGCAGUGUCAAAUUGAUAUUUUUUCAUAUUAGGUAACAGCUGAGGACUGCACAGAGAUUGUAAGAACUUGCAUUCAAAGUGGUGUGAUGCUAACAGUGUGCCAUGUCCUCCGAUAUGACCCUGUCAUCCACAAGAUAAAAGUAAGUGUAUUUCCAUCUAUUUUAAAUAUUACAGUAUUUUUUUGCACAGAUCUGUGCUUUUUGCGUGACGAAAUUGUCACCCAGCAUAAUUAGAACAGUGGCUACUGUGAUUGGAUUUAAUGCCCAAUCAGAGCUUGAGCGAAAAUAUGCCUAGCAACAAGGUACUCCUUGCGGGAUAGAAGCAGUCAAAUCAAGCUUGAGAAGGGCUGCCAUAUAGUGUGUUGCCAACGCUUUGGAAUUGACCCCACAGGUGCUGAUGGACAGUGGAGUGAUUGGAGACCUGGUCCAUAUUCAACACCUAGAACCGGUAGGGAUGAAUUUACAAUACCAUGUCAAUUUUACAUCAUUUACAUAGAGCAUAGCCAGACCUGGGUUCAAGUGCUAUUACUAUCAAGUACUAAUACUAUUUAAUGUAUCUGUGCUUGAGUGAUCUUGCCGUGCACAAUGGAACCAACAGAAUAAGUAAAUAAACGUAACUUGACUAGAAUAGUUGCAAAACUGCAAAGCCCGCUCAACUAGGCUCUCCAGACAGACGAUAGCAAACGCUUAUACAUUACCAGUCAAAAGUUUGGACACACCUACUCAUUCCAGGGUUUUUCUUUAUUUUUACUAUUUUCUACAUUGGAGAAUAAAAGUGAAGACAUCAAAACUAUGAAAUAACACAUGUGGAAUCAUGUAGUAACCAAAAACGUGUUAAACAAAUCAAAAUAUAUUUUUUCUUUGAGAUUCUUCAAAGUAGCCACCCUUUCUCUUGAUGACAGCUUGCACACUGUUGGCAUUCUCUCAACCAGCUUCAUGAGGUAAUCACCUGGACUGCAUUUCAAUUAACAGGUGUGCCUUGUUAAAAGUUAAUUUGUGGAAUUUCUUUCCUUCUUAAUGCGUUUGAGCCUAUCAGUUGUGCAUGUCUUAAAGUAAUGAUGGACUGUUGUUUCUCUUUGCUCAUUUGAGCUGUUCUUGCCAUAAUAUGGACUUGGUCUUUUACCAAAUAGGGCUAUCUUCUGUAUACCACCCCUACCUUGUAAAUCCGGAACAUUUCAAGAACUUUGAAAGGUUCUUCAAGCGCAGUCGCAAGAAACAUCAAGCGCUAUGAUGAAACUGGCUCUCAUGAGGACCGCCACAGGAAAGGAAGACCGAGAGUCACCUCUGCUGCAGAGGAUAAGUUCAUUAGAGUUACCAGCCUCUGAAAUUGCAGCCCAAAUAAAUGCUUCACAGAGUUCAAGUAACAGACACAUCUCAACAUCAACUGUUCAGAGGAGACUGUGUGAAUCAGGCCUUCAUGGUCUAAUUACUGCAAAGAAACCACAACUAAAGGACACCAAUAAGAAGAAGAGACUUGCUUGGGCCAAGAAACACAAACAAUGGACAUUAAACCGGUGGAAAUCGCUCCUUUGGUCUGAUGAGUCCAAAUGUGAGAUUUUUGGUUCCAACCGCCGUGUCUUUGUGAGACGCAGAGUAGGUGAACGGAUGAUCUCCGCAUGUGUGGUUCCCACCGUGAAGCAUGGAGGAUGAGGUGUGAUGGUGUGGGGGUGCUUUGCUGGUGACACUGUCUGUGAUUUAUUUAGAAUUCAAGGCACACUUAACCAGCAUGGCUACCACAGCAUUCUGCAGCGAUACGCCAUCCCAUCUGGUUUGCACUUAGUGGGACUAUCAUUUGUUUUUCAACAGGACAAUGACCCAACACAUCUCCAGGCUGUGUAAGGGCUUUUUGACCAAGAAGGAGAGUGAUGGAGUGCUGCAUCAGAUGACCUGGCCUCCACAAUCACCUGAACUCAACCCAAUUGAGAUGGUUUGGGAUGAGUUGGACUGCAGAGUGAAGGAAAAGCAGCCAACAAGUGCUCAGCAUAUGUGGGAACUCCUUCAAGACUGUUGGAAAAGCAUUCUAGGUGAAGCUGGUUGGGAGAAUGCCAAGAGUGCAAAGCUGUCAUCAAGGCAAAGAGUGGCUACUUUGAAGAACCUCAAAUAUAAAAUAUAUUUUGAUUUGUUUAACACUUUUUUGGUUACUACAUGAUUCCAUAUGUGUUAUUUCAUAGUUUUGAUGUCUUCACUAUUAUUCUACAAUGUCGAAAAUAGUAAAAAUAAAGAAAAACCAUUGAAUGAGUAGGUGUGUCCAAACUUUAGACUGGUACUGUAUUUAUGGACGAUUUCAAAUAGUAUAUGAACCCAGGUCUGCGUACAAUAUUAUAGUGGCCUCCACUCCACUCUCAAUGCAGCCUGCAUGGGUUGAAGUAUCUGCAAAGAUUUCCAUGGUUACUUUCUCCUGUUCUAGGUAGGCUUCUUUCACUUUGCCCACUCCUUUGUUCGAGGGAACUGGAGGAAUGAGGCUGAGAGCUCUUUUUCACUUCUGGCCAAAUCCUGCCAUGACAUUGACUUGAUACAUCACUGGGCUGGAGGACGAAGGUAAAGAGGCAAUGUUUUUAGUUUUUUAUAAAUAAAAUAACAAGUUAAUCAACUAAUUUCUUUGUUCGACUGACAGCCCUAUUUAAAAAUAGCUUGUUCUUCACAGGUGUUUGAAAGUGUCAUCGUUUGGAUCUCUCAGUCACUUCCGCAAAGAGAAAAAGGUGUGUGGUCUUCUCAUACACAAUGUAUUCGGAAAGUAUUCAGACCCCUUCACUUUUUCAAAAUGUUUGUUACGUUACAGCCUUAUUCUACAAAACAGGUUUUUUGAAGUUUUUACAAAUGUAUAAAACAAAAACAACUGAUGUCACCUUUACAUAAGUAUUCAGACCCUUUACUCAGUACUUUGUUGAAGCACCUUUGGCAGCGAUUACAGCCUCAAGUCUUCUUGGGUAUGACGCUACAAGCUUGACACACUAGUAUUUGGGGAGUUUCUCCCAUUCUUCUCUGCAGAUCCUCUCAAGCUCUGUCAGGUUGGAUGGGGAGCGUCGCUGCACAGCUAUUUUCAGGUCUCUCCAGAGAUGUUUGAUCGGGUUCAAGUCCGGGCUCUGGCUGGGUCACUCAAGGACAUUCAGAGACUUGUCCCGAAGCCACUCCUGCGUUGUCUUGGCUGUGUGCUUAGGGUCGUUGUCCUUUUGGAAUGUGAACCUUUGCCCCAGUCUGAGGUCCUGAGCGCUCUGGAGCAGGUUUUCAUCAAGGAUCUCUCUGUACUUUGCUCCGUUCAUCUUUCCAUCGAUCCUGACUAAUCUCCCAGUCCCUGCCGCUGAAAAACAUCCCCACAGCAUGAUGCUGCCACCCCCAUGCUUCACCGUAGGGAUGGUAUUGGCCAGGUGAUGAGCGGUGCCUGGUUUCCUCCAGAUGUGAUGCUUGGGAUUCAGGCCAAAGAAUUCAAUCUUGGAUUCAUCAGACCAGAGAAUCUUGUUUCUCAUGGUCUGAGAGUCUUUAGGUGCCUUUUGGCAAACUCAAAGUGGGCUCUCAUGUGCCUUUUACUGAGGAGUGGCUUCCUUCUAGCCACUCUACCAUAAAUACUUGAUUGGUGGACUGCUGCAGAGAUGGUUGUCCUUCUGGAAGGUUCUUCCAUCUCCACAGAGGAACUCUGGAGCGCUGUCAGAGUGACCAUCAGUUUCUUGGUCAGCUCCCUUCUCCCCCGAUUGCUCAGUUUGGCCGGGUGUCCAGCUCUAGGAAGAGUCUUGGUGGUUCCAAACUUCUUCCAUUUAAGAAUGAUAGAGGCCAUUGUGUUCUUGGGGACCUUCAAUGCUGCAGAAUUUUUUUGCUACCCUUUCUCAGAUCUGUGCCUCGACACAAUCCUGUCUCGGAGCUCUACGGACAAUUCCUUCGAACUCAUGGCUUGGUUUUUGCUCUGUCAACUGUGGGACAUUAUAUAGACAGGUGUGUGCCUUUCCAAAUCAUUUCCAAUCAAUUGAAGUUACCACAGGUGGACUCCAAUCAAGUUGUAGAAACAUCUCAAGGAUGAUCAAUGGAAACAGGAUGCACCUGAGCUCAAUUUCAAGUCUCGACCGGGAGACCCAUGGGGCGGCGCACAAUUGGCCCAGCAUCGUCCAGGGUAGGGGAGGGAAUGGCCGGCAGGGAUGUAGCUCAGUUGGUAGAGCAUGGCGUUUGCAACGCCAGGGUUGUGGGUUCGAUUCCCACGGGGGGCCAGUAUGAAAAAAUAAGAAAUAAAAUAAUGUAUGCACUCACUAACUGUAAGUCGCUCUGGAUAAGAGCGUCUACUAAAUGACGUAAAUGUAAAUGUCAUAGCAAAGGGUCUGAAUACUUAGUAAAAAUAAGGUUUUUUAUUUUAAAAAAUAUUUAUACAUUUGCAAAAAAAUCUACAAACCUGUUUUUGCUUUGUCAUUAUGGGUAUUGUGUGUAGAUUGAUGAGGAAACAAAUACUUUUAUCCAUUUUAGAAUGAGGCUUAGCGUAAAAAAAAUUGAAUUCUUUCUGAAUGCACUGUAAUCAGAACGGAAGUGGUACAACUAUGUUUGACUGUUUUGGACACUAAAUAAACUCAAAAUAGUUUUAAACAAUGGGCUUGGCCUGCCAUUGAACAAUAAUACAGACAACUAUAGUUACAUGCACAUGAAUGAACAUGUUACUUUACUUUAACAUAUUAGCAUCCACAUUCCUGUACCAUCUCAAAUACUUUAUAUAUCAUUUCGUUUUUAAUAUACUGGAAUCACUGAUUUCACAACUAUUUGGACUCUGACUAGGGAAAAUUGGAGCAGUAAGGAAAACAUUACAGCAACAUCUGAUACAACCUUUACACAGAGUCACUGUGUCCGAAUAACAGUAAACCACAGGUGAUACAGUGGGAGAACAUAUACUCUCCCAUAAGACUGAGAACUGACUGUAACUAACUAACUCCUGGUGAUUCUUUGUCUGGGAAAACAUAGCUGACAAAGCAUUGCAUCACACUCCCACAACCACAGUUUCCUGCCUUACAUCCACCUCUCCCGAAGUAGCUGAUGUCCAUGCUUUACAUUUGAUUCCCACUUUUGAGUUACCUUCUCAUGAUACUGUAUUCAUUCUGUGAUAUUAUCACUGGUGUAUUAAUGUUUGUUUUUAGAUAGUUUUUGAUUCUGUCAUAGGUACUCAAGCCUCUUUGGCCCCUUUGGGACAAAAGGCCACAAUGAGCUUCCAUUUUGUCCUACAUAGUAUAAUGUGGGUUUCCCAAAAGCUUUGUAGCACUAAGAUCAUCUUUCGUCCAUUGCCUACAACGGAUUUACUGUAGAUGAUGUGAGUGCCACGACGCUUUCGGGAAACCCACCCUAGAAUAGUCAAAGGUGAUUCAGUGCUAAAUAGUUUUCCCUCCAGCCACCAGGUGCUGCAGACCGCUGCCUAGACUGCCCUGUAGAGGAAGCUUGCCCAUAUUCUGCACGCAAGAUCUACCUGGACAGAGUCAAACAGGUUUUUCCAUUCAAGUCAAUUACAUUUGAUUUGUCCCAUGAGGGGCAAUUAUUAUGCAGGGAAAGCAGUGUAAAUUAGAUGGCACAUAAAAAAUGAACGUGUGUGUGUGACUGUGCGUGUAAAUCUAUAUCUGUGUCAAUCAAUCAAAUGUAAUUAUAAAGCCCUUUUUACAUCAGCAGUUAUCACAAAGCACUUUACAGUAACCCAGCCUGUGUUUGUCUCUCAGGGCUGUGUGGGCUGGCCCGUGUCUGUGAUAUGCUCCAGCUCUCUCCCAGACAUCGAGUCUGUGACCGAGGCUCUGAAAUCAGGGCCGUACGGCCGCUGUGUCUACCAGUGUGACAACGACGUCUGCACCAACCAGGUAAGACUGACCACCAUCUGGCUAGCCGCUAGCGCAGAGAAACCAUGCUUAGAAUAAGGGUUAUCCUACAUGUAUACAUUUACACUUAUGAUUUAUUACUUAUUUAUGAUUUAUUACUAGGUAUUUCACAUUUAUUUUAACAGGCCAUCUCCUUUAGGAUAAGUGUCUCUUUCACAACAGAGACCGUUCCGAGUGUCAAAAGAGAGGUUACAGAAUUGUACAUUUAAGUCCUGCACACUUUUGUUGUAUUUAAAUUAAGUUUAUGCUUCGGUCAGAAAAAAUAUUGGCUCAAGUCGACACAGCUCCUCUCUCUUUAUCUCUCUUCUCUCACCUUGUUGUACCUGUGUGUACAGGUGGUGAACAUGGAGUUUGAAGGGGGUCUUACAGCUGCUUUUUCCAUGGUGGCAUUUACAGAGGAGAUAUGUAAGCGGAGAACCACCAUCUAUGGCAGCAAGGUACUGUAGCACUCCAGUCCAGACACAAUCUUGAAUAAUCCAAGAUCAAAUCAAAUCAAAUCAAAUUUUAUUGGUCACAUGCGCCGAAUACAACAGGUGCAGACAUUACAGUGAAAUGCUUACUUACAGCCCUUAACCAACAGUGCAUUUAUUUUAAACAAAAAAGUAAGAAUAAAACAACAACAAAAAAAGUGUUGAGAAAAAAAGAGCAGAAGUAAAAUAAAGUGACAGUAGGGAGGCUAUAUAUACAGGGGGGUACCGUUGCAGAGUCAAUGUGCGGGGGCACCGGCUAGUUGAGGUAGUUGAGGUAAUAUGUACAUGUGGGUAGAGUUAAAGUGACUAUGCAUAAAUACUUAACAGAGUAGCAGCAGCGUAAAAAGGAUGGGGUGGGGGGGCAGUGCAAAUAGUCCGGGUAGCCAUGAUUAGAUCAAGUUGAAUCAUUAUGAAUAAUUCAUUGUUGAUCAUUAAUAUGCCACUUUUGUGAUUGAAAUCAAUGUGAUAUGAUCAUAAGAUAGGGAUAUGGAUUGAAUAGAAAGAGAUAGAUUAUGAAUAUUGAUUGGACACCCACAAACUGCAAUAGUUUAUUGACCUGAAUUUCUGUGUCAUGGUUUAUACGUUUACGUUUACGUCAUUUAGCAGACGCUCUUAUCCAGAGCGACUUACAAAUAGGUGCAUUCACCUUAUAGCCAGUAGUACAACCACUUUACAAUGUUUUUAUUUUUUUGGGGGGGGGGUGGGUUGGGGUAAGGGGGGGGUAGAAGGAUUACUUUAUCCUAUCCCAGGUAUUCCUUAAAGAGGUGGAGUUUCAAAUGUCUCCGGAAGGUGGUGAGUGACUCCGCUGUCCUGGCGUCGUGAGGGAGCUUGUUCCACCAUUGGGGUGCCAGAGCAGCGAACAGUUUUGACUGGGCUGAGCGGGAACUAUGCUUCCGCAGAGGAAGGGGAGCCAGCAGGCCAGAGGUGGAUGAACACAAUGCCCUCGUUUGGGUGUAGGGACUGAUCAGAGCCUGAAGGUACGGAGGUGCCGUUCCCCUCACAGCUCCAUAGGCAAGCACCAUGGUCUUGUAACAGAUGCGAGCUUCAACUGGAAGCCAGUGGAGUGUGCGGAGGAGCGGGGUGACGUGAGAGAACUUGGGAAGGUUGAACACCAGGCGGGCUGCGGCAUUCUGGAUCAGUUGUAGGGGUUUAAUGGCACAGGCAGGGAGCCCAGCCAACAGCGAGUUGCAGUAAUCCAGACGGGAGAUGACAAGUGCCUGGAUUAGGACCUGUGCCGCUUCCUGUGUAAGGCAGGGUCAUACUCUCCGAAUGUUGUAGAGCAUGAACCUACAGGAUCGGGUCACCGCCUUGAUGUUAGCAGAGAACGACAGGGUGUUGUCCAGGGUCACGCCAAGGCUCUUCGCACUCUGGGAGGAGGACACAGCGGAGUUGUCAACCGUGAUGGCGAGAUCAUGGAACGGGCAGUCCUUCCCCGGGAGGAAGAGCAGCUCCAUCUUGCCAAGGUUCAGCUUGAGGUGGUGAUCCGUAAUCUAUACUGAUAUGUCUGCCAGACAUGCAGAGAUGCGAUUCGCCACCUGGUUAUCAGAAGGGGGAAAGGAGAAGAUUAGUUGUGUAUCGUCAGCGUAGCAAUGAUAGGAGAGGCCAUGUGAGGAUAUGACAGAGCCAAGUGACUUGGUGUAUAGCGAGAAUAGGAGAGGGCCUAGAACUGAGCCCUGGGGGACACCAGUGGUGAACUUUGUUAUCUCUCUCCUGAAUAUUUAUCCUUAUAAAUAAUCGUCUGUAUUUGUAGUAGCAGUAAAUCUAGAGCUGGAUGUAUUUGGCUACUGUCUGAUCUUAGUACAUAAAGAUAACCUCCUGCAAAUGCGGAAAAUGUUCUGAUCAUGUAAUUAUUGUUUUGUUCCUAUAGGGGGAGCUGUCGUAUAACGGACAUGAGAUUCGAGUGUUUGACUUCCUCACAGGGAGGGCCACCAAGCACACGGCAGAGACUAGCGCCCCAGGGGCCUUUGGCAUGGGCGGGCACGGCGGGGCGGACUACCAACUGGUGGAAGCCUUCAUCUCUGCUGUGGCGGUGAGUGCUGGGAGCCUGUGUGAAUGUCAACAUUGAGGGCCGAUAAUAUUUUUUUAAACUUGAGAUCUGUGCUUUGACUUAGGCUUGUGUUAAUUAUACAUUGAUGUUGUGCAACUAAAUAUUAUUUGAGUUAUCUAGAUCUUUGUUAGGAUUUAAUCAAACCCCCAUUUACGCUGUUGCAGUACCUGGUUCAAUAAAAUCACAGAAUGGUUUUGGGUGCUGUAAAAUCUCUUAACUCUUAACUUAAGUCUUUACUUGAAGGGGUAUACAUAGGGCAUUCAUAACACCUUUACAAAACCAGUCAUGACACCUUUUGCAGUAUCACUCAUAAUAACCUUACAUUAUACUCAUGUGGAUGGAAAAAAUGUGACUUGUGUUUGCGUGUGUCACGUACAGAGUGGAGAUGCAUCUUUUAUUCGUUCGGGACCAGAGGAGACCCUGCUGAGCCACAAGCUGGUGUUUGAGGCUGAGCGGGCUCGACUGGAGAGCAAGGUGGUGUUCUGUGGGACUGACCAGGACUAGAGGGCUACGUGAAGUGGUGAAGUGCCAUAAUCAUCAUUUUGAUCAAACAUUAAUGAUUCAACACUAAUGAUUAUGACAGAGCAGAAUCAGGCAGCACAUGAAAAUGAUGAAGUAGCUAGUUAUUUAAUUUUACUGUUUGUAAUUUGUAGCUAGGCCUAGUGUUUUGAUUGUUUAGUUCUCAAGGAUUGUUUAAUGUGCACAUUCCAUGAAAAUCUUUUUCUUAACAAAAUGUGAUUAUAUAUGUACUAUUUGUCAUGUCAGCAACUGUUUUGAUGUGGAAAACUGAUUUUCAAAAAAUCUGAUAUUUUGAUCAUUUUAUAAAAAUGUUGAUUGUGUGUUUGUUCUAAUGUCUUGUACGAAAAAGUGCUUUUGAAAUUACACACAUGUAGACUAUCUAAGUAAAAUCUAUAAAUACACCCCAUACACUUACCAAAAAUGUGGCAUUUGCCGUAUUGUACUUUGCUCUACAUUACUCUUCUUUUGUAUCGUCAUUAACACAGUAUACAUGAUACACAUUUUUGCUCCAAGACGCUGCCAAUCUGGAAAACCGAAAAAGACGUCUUUAUGAACCUUUGCCAUUAGUGGAGAGGCUGACGCAUUUAUUCUGAUUACAAUUAUUUAUUUAUUUACUUUAAACGCUUACACCACAGAAUAUUUUAUUUGAUUAACAAAUAAUGAAUACUUCAAUUAAUUUAAACUCAAUUUUGCAACUAAUGGAGCAUUAUAAAAUGA
Molecule: messenger RNA, 18062 nt
Organism: Coregonus sp. 'balchen'
Lineage: Eukaryota; Metazoa; Chordata; Actinopteri; Salmoniformes; Salmonidae
Source: the annotation of a GenBank genome assembly